Messenger RNA from Pimephales promelas (fathead minnow), 3525 nucleotides. RefSeq names its product transient receptor potential cation channel, subfamily C, member 5b (gene trpc5b). Gene Ontology annotation, cellular component: plasma membrane; cation channel complex. Gene Ontology annotation, biological process: calcium ion transmembrane transport; regulation of cytosolic calcium ion concentration. Lineage: Eukaryota; Metazoa; Chordata; Actinopteri; Cypriniformes; Leuciscidae. The record is from RefSeq and is a predicted model, not a curated record. Gene Ontology annotation, molecular function: store-operated calcium channel activity; protein binding; inositol 1,4,5 trisphosphate binding.
AGCGGCACCGAGGCAGACUGAGGUAGAGCAGGGCUAGAGACGACACUCCAUCCCGCAACCAUGACAACGGAGGCAAGCGCAUGCCAAGCCCCCCGUACCCUCGCACCACCGAUAAGGAGGCUGUGAACCUCGAUGGACAGAGGGAACGACUGAGGCAACCUGGAAUGAAAACCUGGAAUGAUCCUUUUUUUUCUGCAUCGACUAGUUCUUUCACCUGGUGAGAUGUGUUGAAUUGCUGCUCAUCAGGGUGGGCUGAAUCCGGAUCAAAGCGAACAGCUGGAAACCACACGCCGGAGUCUUUUCCACUGUGACCCAUCAAUGGAGUCCCUGAGGUGGGCUUAAUACCGCUCAAUGGUUCUCCUACGGAGCAAACGACCAGGCGCAAUGCCAGCGGGCUUGAAGACAGAUUACUCUUGAAAUUCGUCUGUGAGAUUGAAGAGACAAAACAUGUAAGCCCGCUUUUUCUGGACUUGUGUCAUCUUAUGUCACCGAGUCCACAUAACCCCCAUGGCGCAGCUGUACUACAACAAGGCCAGUAACUCCCCGUACCGCGAUCGCAUCCCCCUGCAGAUCGUGAGGGCGGAGGUCGAGCUGUCUGCCAAGGAACGAGCCUACCUGACCGCGGUCGAGAAGGGCGACUAUGCUGGAGUUAAACAGGCCCUUGAGGAGGCCGAUAUCUAUUACAACAUCAACGUGAACUGCCUGGACCCAUUGGGCCGCAGCGGACUCCUCAUUGCUAUUGAGAAUGAGAACCUGGAGGUGAUGGAGCUGUUGUUGAGUCAUGGCGUGGUCAUGGGCGACGCUCUCCUCUACGCCAUCCGCAAGGAGGUGGUGGGAGCAGUGGAGUUACUGCUGUCCUACAAGAAGCCCAGUGGAGAGAAACAGGUUCCUUCUCUUAUGAUGGACACGCAGUUUUCGGAGUUUACACCCGAUAUCACACCAAUCAUGUUGGCUGCCCACACCAACAACUACGAGAUAAUCAAGCUCCUAGUUCAACGAAAAGUCACCAUACCACGGCCACACCAGAUCCGCUGUGAUUGCGUGGAAUGUGUAUCCAGCUCAGAAGUGGACAGCCUGCGGCACUCCCGUUCACGUCUGAACAUCUACAGAACUCUUGCUAGCCCCUCUCUCAUCGCCCUUUCCAGCGAGGAUCCCAUCCUCACGGCGUUCAGGCUGGGCUGGGAGCUGAAGGAGCUCAGUAAGGUGGAGAAUGAGUUCCGGCAGGAGUACGAAGAGCUAUCGCAGCAGUGCAAACUUUUCGCCAAAGACCUGCUGGAUCAGGCCCGUAGCUCCCGUGAGCUGGAGACCAUCCUCAAUCAUCGGGAUGACCACAGCGAGGAGCUGGACCCCCUUGAAUGUAGAGACCUGGCCAAGCUCAAGCUAGCCAUCAAGUACCACCAAAAAGAGUUUGUAGCUCAACCCAACUGCCAGCAGCUCCUGGCAACACUUUGGUACGAUGGUUUCCCGGGUUGGAGACGUCGUCACUGGGCAGUGAAGCUCGUCACGUGCUUCAUCAUCGGCCUGCUCUUCCCUGUCUUCUCCAUCAUAUACCUUCUGGCUCCAAAGAGCACUCUGGGAACCUUCAUCAAGAAACCUUUCAUCAAGUUCAUCUGCCACACUGCCUCCUACCUGACCUUCCUCUUGCUCCUCCUCCUCGCCUCACAGCAUAUUGUGCAAACAGACCUGCAUGUACAGGGACCUCCACCCACCAUUGUGGAGUGGUUGAUCUUACCCUGGGUUCUAGGCUUCAUCUGGGCAGAGAUUAAGGAGAUGUGGGAUGGAGGUUUCACAGAGUACAUCCAUGACUGGUGGAACCUGAUGGAUUUUGCGAUGAACUCCCUCUACCUUGCCACCAUAUCUCUUAAAAUGGUGGCCUACUUUAAGUACAAUAGCUCUCGUCCUCGUGUGGAGUGGGAGAUGUGGCACCCUACGCUCAUCGCCGAGGCUCUCUUCGCCAUCGCCAACAUCUUCAGCUCGCUGCGUCUCAUCUCUCUGUUCACCGCCAACUCUCACUUGGGCCCACUGCAGAUUUCUCUUGGGCGCAUGCUGCUGGACAUCCUCAAGUUCCUGUUCAUCUACUGUCUGGUUCUGCUGGCUUUCGCCAACGGCCUCAACCAGCUCUACUUCUACUACGAGACGAAGGCGUCCGAAGAGCCCAACCACUGCAAAGGGAUCCGUUGUGAGAAGCAGAACAAUGCCUUCUCCACGCUGUUUGAAACCCUUCAGUCACUUUUCUGGUCUGUGUUCGGGCUGUUGAAUCUGUAUGUUACCAAUGUGAAGGCUCGUCAUGAGUUCACCGAGUUUGUAGGGGCCACCAUGUUCGGCACAUACAACGUCAUCUCACUGGUGGUGCUACUGAACAUGCUCAUCGCUAUGAUGAACAACUCUUACCAGCUCAUCGCUGAUCACGCAGACAUUGAGUGGAAGUUUGCUCGUACCAAGCUGUGGAUGAGCUACUUUGAUGAGGGAGGGACGUUACCGCCACCCUUCAACAUCAUACCUAGUCCAAAGUCUGUGUGGUACCUGUGUGUGUGGCUGCACUGCCGUCUGUGUGGACACGGAGAAUCAAGGCAUGAGGACGAGUGUAAACACGGAAAACUCAAAGAGUUCACGGAAAGGCACGCUGAUAACCUCAUCCAGAACCAGCACUACCAGGAGGUGAUCAGAAACUUGGUAAAGCGAUACGUCGCAGCCAUGAUCCGCAGCGCCAAGACAGACGAAGGGCUGACAGAGGAAAACUUCAAGGAACUGAAGCAGGACAUCUCCAGUUUCCGCUACGAGGUUCUAGACCUGCUGGGUAACCGUAAACCCCCGCGCCGCACAUACUCUUCCAGUAGUGAUACCACUCAGCAGGACGAAACAGCUGAGGAUGAGGAGGGAGACGGGCUCGGAGGACACCGAAGUGGGGGUGAGGGAGAAUCCACCAGAUCCAAAGCGUCUGCGUCUUUUUCCCAAUGUUACAGGAGUAACCGAGAGUCCCAAUUCAGCGUGUCGGCCCUGUUUAGGUCCAUGUCGGGGCCGGCCAGAGAAAGACUGGAAAGCAACGGCUUGAGGAAGAACACAUCCCACCCCUCUGCAUUCGUUCGGACCUUUUCACGCCCCAAGAAAAACUCUUUGCAGCGUUUGGGAAUGCUGAUCUCGCGCAUGAAUGGACACGUCCCGGAUCCGCAUGCGGGGACCCCGGGAGUUGCAUACAGCGUCUCGGACAGCGUACCGCAAACGUCUUGGCACGACCCUCAGACGCUGGGACACUUUGAGACUGAACAUAACCCAACGCAGGCCACAUCUCGACGGGCGAACGGCAGAGAGAGUCUCCUCCUCCGGCCGCCGCCGCACUGUGCGUCCUCCAGCGCACAGCUCUUGGCCUCCGGUGAUGACCUCUGCCAUGGCUGGACGGGACCCUGUGACAUUUUAGGCUCCUCCAGCUGGGAACAAGAGGAGUCUGUUACGACACAGCUGUAGCGAAGUUAGCCUACUCUUACCUUUCACAGCUUAAAGGUGUAGUUCACUUUUAAAAAAACUUUU